GAGAGCAGAGGAGCUUAGAGAGAGGAUCUGCAUUGUAAGUAGCUCUGAGAGCAGCAAGUGGUGGCUGUUUUUCAACCUGUUUUUGUUUUACCGAGGAGGCUGAGAACAAGACGAAGAAGAAGAAGAAGAAGAACCAGGCAGAAGAGCACAGUUUAAAAAAGUCUGAGCUGCGAUUUAAAAAAAGGAGAGGAAAAAAAGACGAGGGAGGAGAAGGGAGAAAAGAAGCCGGGAGGAACACAAGGCAGCAAUGGAUAGCAGAGUGGCUCAGUCUGACCCUGGGAUGGCCUGGAUUCACACACUGCUGCUGGCCACCAUCCAGCGCACACACUAGGCUGCUAACACCAAUGAGCUCCCAUGUGUUCGUUCAGCCAUGCUCCCUGGGUAUGGAUUCUCACCUUUCCCUGAUUUCCAGCCCCACCUUUACGCUUUUCGCUGCCGAGGAGAGAGUCCUAGCAUGUGGAUUCCUGGCUCAGGAGAGUCCCAGGCCCUAAACGAGGCCCAGGAGGACAGGCCUCUCCUCCACCCGUGCCACCACAAGCAUAUCGCUGUGUGCCAGCAGGAAACACUGGCUUUUAUUGAGCUACAACCGCCAGUGGCUCCCAAACUAAACGGUCUUGGCUCUCCGAGGCCAACUGUUAUUCCAAACACACAAUGCACAACACACUCCCUGACCCUGAAUGGUUUCAGACACACACUAAAUGAACUGAAUGACAUGCAGAACGGCUGCCACAGGACAGACAAUGAGCAUGAAACAACGCUGAGUUUAAACUCUGAUACACCUGCAAGUGACGGUGAGCUUGAAUGCCAUAACAGCAUCAGGACUUCUUUGCAGGAGCAGACUGAAAAACCUCACGCUGUCACAACAGUAUGUCGUCCUCUCCACGCAGCUCUUAGCCUCCCUCUGUCGCUCCCUCUGUCCUCUCUAUACACAAACAGAGACUCCUGGGAAUCUCAGUUACCUUGCUCUCCAUCCUCACCUGAAGUUCCUGGGUUUCAGAGCCCAGAUUCCUGCCAGCCACAGAGGAGGACAUCCCAGGGUUCACUAAAAGAAAAGUCUAUCCGACGGAAGAUGCAGAUUUAUUCCCCAGAAAGCCCGAGCGAUGAAUCUCUCAGCAGUCCAAUCCUGGAUGCAGACUACAUCUUCCCAGGACCUUUUGCAUCUUUCCUGGAGGAGGACCUUAGUGGAUUAUCUUCCCUGGAGGCCAUUUCAAGUCCUUCAUCCACAGACGGUGUUACUGAUCUCCCAAACUUCAGUCAUGAUGACAUUUUUAAUCUACCUGCAGAACCACUGCAGAUAAUAGAGGACUCAAUACCAGGGGUGGGGGAAGACAGUGUAAGUGUAGAGACAUCCAGUGCCACGGGGGGGAGCUUCUUGUCACGCAGCCGCCAAGGGGACCAAGAGCGGCGGCGCUUCUCUGCCUCAGAACUGAUCUCUAGACUGCAGCUGUCUCAAAGGAAGAACUCCUUCACCUUGAAGCUGGGGAAGUCGCUGUCUGCACGGGUAGCCUCUCGGGACCGGCAGAGCUCCAACAGCCUCAGCGCCAAUCCUGAGUAUAAGUCCAACUCAAAGCACCGCAGCUCAGGAGGUUCUAGUGACAGUGCCCCCCACAGCCCUGUAGGACCUGCACCUUCUCUGCUGUCCAGCAGUGACAAUGGCCUGCCUUUGCAUCGGUGGAGCACAAAACUCGGAAUGCGAAAGAAAUCCAUAGAGGAGGACUUGGGCAUACUUCCAACUGUUGCAAGUUCAAAUCGUUUAUCACGGUUUUUGCCUAGCUUGAUUUUGUACCAGGAAUACAGUGACGUCGCCAUCAACAGAGAGAUCCAGAGACAGCAAGGGAAGGAGCCAGGCACAGAGGAAGAGGGGCUCAGGGAUGAGGGGUCAGACGGGACCCCAUCUCCUUCCAAUCUCUCUCCAUCGAGCUCCUUCCGCUCAUCACGAGGCUCUGCUUUUGCACUGUGGCAGGACAUACCUGAUGUUCGAUGCAGCGGGCAGCUCGACAACUUCAGCAACGAGGAAAGGAAAUUACAGGAGGCAAAGUUUGAGCUGGUGACAUCUGAGGCAUCAUACAUUCGUAGUUUGACAAUCGCAGUGGACCACUUCAUGUUGUCGCAGGAGCUUGCUGAGUGUCUGGGAGCUCAGGAUAAGCAGUGGCUCUUCUCCAAGCUGCCCGAAGUCAAAGAUGUCAGUGAGAGGUUUCUUCAGGACCUGGAGCACAGGCUGGAGGAAGACAUUCUGCGUUUUGAUGUGUGCGACAUUGUCCUGGAACAUUGCCCGGCUCUGCGAAGGGUUUAUUUACCUUAUGUAACCAACCAGGCUUACCAGGAGCAGACAUACCAGCGUUUGCUGCACGAGAACCCUCGUUUCCCCGGCAUCCUGGCUCGUUUGGAGGAGGACCCCGUCUGCCAAAGACUUCCUCUGACCUCUUUUCUAAUCCUCCCGUUUCAGAGGAUCACGCGGCUUAAAAUGCUAGUGGAGAAUAUCUUAAAGAGGACGACUCCAGGCUCCCGAGAUGAGGACACUGCCACGAAAGCUUUCAAUGAGCUGAAAAAGAUCAUCAAAGAAUGUAACUCCAGUGUGCAGUCAAUGAAGAGGAUGGAGGAACUGAUUCACCUCAAUAAGAAAAUCCAUUUUGAGGGAAAGAUCUUUCCUCUGAUCUCUCAGUCCCGCUGGCUGGUGAAACACGGCGAGCUCCUGGAAGUGGACACUCAGACGAUGAGUAUUUCUGGAUCAAAGCUCAAGUUACCCACCAAGCCUGUGUACCUCCACCUGUUCAACGACUGUCUCCUGCUGUCCAGGAGGAAGGACACGUGGAAGUUCAUGGUGUUUGUGCACGCCAAGAUAGGAGAGCUGAAAGUGAAGGAUCUCAGUCAGAAGCUGCAGGGCAUCUCAGGCUUCAUCUUCCAUCUGCAGCUGUGUGAAGGCCAGCAGCUUAAACACCAGAUCCUGCUCAAAUCACACACUGAGAGCGGGAAGCAGAGAUGGAUCACAGCAAUGUUUCCAUCUGAUCCGCUCGAAGACAUCGAGCAAGCCAGCGAGAAUGAUGAUAUAUCCCAGGUUCAGUGCAUCAAAAGCUAUCAGGCCCAGGAGCAUGAUGAGUUAACACUGGAAAAGGCUGACAUUCUUCAUGCUAAGACCAUUACAAGUGAUGGCUGGGUGGAAGGCAUCAGACUGUCUGACGGGGAACGGGGCUGGUUCCCCAAAACCUACGUGGAGGAAAUCACAAGUCGCAGUGCGCGCCUCCGCAACCUUCGAGAAAAUAUUCGCAUCAAAUGUGUCACACAGAAACUGGAGGGGGAAGACUAACCAUUUCUACUGCAACUUCUCGUGUGUCAAAGCUGCAUCUCAGUUUCAAAUUUGCAUUUUUAAGCUUCCGGAUCUAGUUCUGAUUUUAAUUGUAAACCUACAUAUGUAUGCAGUAUGCAGUAUGCAAGUGCUAAAACAAGCCAACGUGUUCUUCACAUGGAUGCCAAACUGUGUAUCAGCAUUUUCCUUAAGCAUGCUAGCUGGGAAUACAGUUUUGAUAUGAGAGUGCAAAGCUAUUAAUGCUCUUUUACAGCUUUAGUUUAAAAGGCUUUUAUACAAUAAGAGUUAAAAGUUCAGAUUUUUAACUCUGAAGUUUCUAGACUUUGUAGAAGCAGUAACUUUAUGUAUGGUUUCUGUAAAUGCAUUUUAUUACCAUUUCAAAGUCUGAGAACAUUUUCUGGCAUCUCUGUGGUAAGUGUGGUAUAUAUACAUGUGCAUUUUCCAGCACAAGUAGUAAAUGUGAACAUAUCCAAAGGUAAAUGUGUACAUUUCUAGGUUCGUGUCAGAGGAGAACAGUAGAAUGAGGCUAACUCACUUUAAAGUGGUGUUUCAUGUGGCCAGAGUCUGGUGCAGUCAGCUGAACUCUGUGAGAUGCAGGAGGAUUCAUUUUAUCACACCAGAAAAUCGCUGGAGGCAAAUCCUGCUGCUGAGCUGCACUGGGACACAUCAGAGGCCUUUUAUCUUUGUCUUUGUUCACACUGAGUGCUGCUUCAUUUUCAGGGGCCAAAUGAGAAGCUUUUCUGUUGUGCUGUCCACGUAUUGAACAAAAAAGAACACUAGUUAAGAGAGGAAAUUAAAGCCUGAUGUGUUUUUUAUUUUAGUCCAUCCAAUAUUUGAUACACUACAGUGCAUCGGUGUGCAACAGUUCAUUUCCAUCCAUGUGUUAAAAGAUGUGGAUUGUUGAAACAUCUUUGUCGCGACACCCUCCCUGUAUGUGCUGUGGUCUGUAGUAAGAAUUUGGACUGCGUGAACUCUGAUGGUUUGCCAGUCAAGGCAACUGCAAAUGAUGAUUUUCACGAUUCUACUGUAACAUAAAUGAAGGACAGACUUUCCUCUUUACAAGGCACCAUUACACAAAUACUUUCUGAUAAAAGGACACAUUCUUUAUUUUUAUUUUUGUCAACAAAGUCCGUGAAAAUACCAAAACCAACAAUGAAUUGAUUCUACUGACAAGAACUGAGAACUGUGUGUGAGCUCCGUUAUUUUCCAAAAAGUAUUAAAAACACAUUAGUUCAGUGAGCCACACUAACAUGUUCCUUCAUUACCCUGAACACACUGUAGUCUCACCGUCCUGCUGACGUAAAUACUGACUAGAGCACCAAAUGUGUAUUAAUCCAUCACUGAAAUUAGUCCCCAACAAAUGCACUAUUCACUCUUG
Molecule: messenger RNA, 4682 nt
Organism: Morone saxatilis (striped sea-bass)
Lineage: Eukaryota; Metazoa; Chordata; Actinopteri; Moronidae
Gene: arhgef19
Product: Rho guanine nucleotide exchange factor (GEF) 19
Exons: 16
Coding region: 371-3304 (977 amino acids)
Biological process (GO): regulation of actin cytoskeleton organization; activation of GTPase activity
Molecular function (GO): protein binding; guanyl-nucleotide exchange factor activity
Source: RefSeq, a predicted model, not a curated record